AUGCACCAGCAUUUAUCUUCGCCACUACUUGGCCCAAGGACCAAAAGUAGAGCUGUCAAGCCCAAUAACCAGGAGAUACGCAUUGCAGAGCUGCUAAGUAUGAAGUGCCACUGGCUGUUCUUGCUCCUGGGCCUCUGCCUAGUGGCGUCUUUUGCGUCCGCACAGACCGACAAUAGCGUCGAGGACUUGGAUACCGGUGGAGACAUGGAUAGUGACACCGCUCCCGAUGCAGAUGUUGAUGGGCCGGACACCGAUAACGAAGUGGAUAAGAUCAAAGAUACCAAAAAUGAUAAGAACGCCAAGCCUAGCCCCGCCCUCAGCCCCGAUUUAGGUGCCGACUUAGGCACCGACAGCGAUUCUGACAUUGAGGCAUUGAUAGCCAUGGAAACGGAUCCACUGAAUAUCCCAACUCCCUUGCGCUGGAAGCCCAAUCGCAGGCCCAACAGGCGCAGACAAAACGGCCAAAGGCGCCGGAAUAGGCGCAAUCCAAACAGGCGCAAUUCAAACAGGCUUACCAGGCGAAAUAACAACAGGCGAAGGAAUAUGAGACGUAGCAACUUCAGACGCCGUUUCAACAAAAAUGGGCGUUCCCGACUAAG
Drosophila arizonae is the source of this 599-nucleotide messenger RNA. RefSeq lists its product as uncharacterized. Lineage: Eukaryota; Metazoa; Arthropoda; Insecta; Diptera; Drosophilidae. The record is from RefSeq and is a predicted model, not a curated record.